GCUAACGUUCUUGUCUAUAAAGCUGUUUGAAAAAAAAAGUCUUCCACACUUCCUGCGUAGUCACGUGUGCCAAGUAAACAGUCUGCCAUCAAACGUGUCCUCCCGUGAGUGUACGUCCUCUGGAGUAGCGGGUCCUGAGCUGACCACCCCCCAGUGACGGUUCCCUGUAUGGUGGUGCCCCAGGAAGCGGGCGAUGCUGCGGCGGCCACGGAGCUGGAGGAGGACGAUGACGAAGAGCCGCUGUUCCUGAUGACGAGCUCGGUGAUGAUACCGCUAAUGAGCCAAGCGGUGACUGUAGAACAGAAUGUACUGCAGACCUUCUUCUCCCACCUUGGUCACUUCUCCUAUGACAAGGCCAAGGACAAUGUGGAGAAGGAGAAAGAAGCUAACAAGAACGCCGGGGCGUCUUGGUCAUCCAUGCUUGCAGCCCUGGCACACUUGGCUGCUGCUGAGAAGGCUUAUCACAGCAUGAGCUUCCUGGGACAGAAGCCGGGUGGUCAGUCCUUCUUCAGCAGAAAAGAUUCAAUCAGGACAAAUUACACCUCCCUAUACAAUGAACUGAAAAAAGUGGGGACAACAGGAAGAAAUGCUAUUGGCGGGACAGCACCUCACUUGGAAGAACUGCUCUCCCAUCUGUCAGAGCAGUUGUGCUUUUUUGUUCAGGCUCGCAUGGAAAUUGCGGAUUUCUAUGAAAAGAUGUACUCUCUGAGCAGUCAGAAAUUCAUCAAUGCUGAGGAGCUGGUCAACAUUUUGGAAGUCAUUUUAAAGAAGUACAGUUCCAGGUUUCAUCAUCCUCUUUUGUCUCCUCUAGAAAGUGGAUUCCAGCUUGAAGUUGAUGUCCUUGCACACCUUUUAAAAGCACAGAGCUUGGUAUUUGAGUGGAAGUUUCUCUUGUCCCUUGUAAACUUGCACAAUGCCCAUACUAAACUACAGACUUGGGGUCAAAUAUUUGAGAAGCAAAAAGAGACCAAGAAACAUUUAUUUGGAGGACAGUCCCAAAAAGCGGUGCAGCCUCCACAUCUUUUCCUGUGGCUCAUGAAGUUUAAAAAUAAUCUGCUCGCCAAGUUUACUUUUUAUUUCCAUGAAGCUUUAAGCCGGCAGACCUCAGAAAUGAAGACCUUGACUGCUAAAACCAAUCCAGACUACUUUGGGAAAAUCUCCAGCUUCAUAAGAAAAUAUGAUGCGGUCAAUGUGUCCUUAAUUUUUGACAAUAGAGGUUCAGAAAGCUUUCAAGGUCAUGGCUACCACCAUCCAGAUUCUUAUAGAGAAGCCCCUAAAGGUGUGGACCAAUAUCCUGCAGUGGUUUCAUUGCCUACUGACAGACCUGUUAUGCACUGGCCUAAUGUUAUUAUGAUCAUGACUGACAAAACUGCAGAUCUUAACACUUUGGAGAAAGUCGUAUACUUUUACGAUGACAAAGUGCAAAGUACUUAUUUUCUGACACGCCCUGAGCCACAUUUUACCCUUAUUGUGAUUUUUGAGUCAAAAAAGUCAGAGAAAGACUCCCACUUCAUUUCCUUUCUCAAUGAACUCUCUCAUUCUCUCAAAAGUUCCAGAGUAUUUGCAAGUUUAAAGCCAGGCUCAAAAGGUUAAAUGGCUAGGUAAAGCUAUGUGACAUAGCCAAAUACACAAUUUGUUGUCUCUUCUCAGACAUCUUGUAGC
Molecule: messenger RNA, 1662 nt
Organism: Nanorana parkeri
Lineage: Eukaryota; Metazoa; Chordata; Amphibia; Anura; Dicroglossidae
Gene: KICS2
Product: chromosome unknown C12orf66 homolog
Exons: 3
Coding region: 169-1593 (474 amino acids)
Biological process (GO): cellular response to amino acid starvation; protein localization to lysosome; cellular response to glucose starvation
Cellular component (GO): KICSTOR complex
Source: RefSeq, a predicted model, not a curated record